UUCCGGCCAGACCUUGAGGGGCGUGGCGUCGCUGGCAAGAUGGCGGUGCCCGAGAAGGAAAUGUUUCCAGUGAAACCGAGCCACAAAAAGUACAGGGCCGCCCUGAAGAAGGAGAAGCGAAAGAAACGUCGGCAGGAACUUGCUAGAUUGAGAGACUCAGAACUCUCACAAAAUGAGGAGGAGGAGGAGGAGGAGGAUGCAUUUAUUGAAGAAAAGCAACGAGAAGAAGAGAAACUGUUGGAGAGAGAGAGGCAAAAAUUACACGAGGAAUGGUUACUAAGGGAGCAGAAGGCACAAGAAGAAUUCAGGAUAAAGAAGGAAAAGGAAGAGGCAGCUAGAAAAUGGCAGGAAGAACAAGAGAGAAAGUUAAAGGAAGAGUGGGAGGAACAGCAGAGAAAAGAGAAAGAAGAGGAAGAGCAGAAACUACAAGAGAAGAGAGAAAGAGAGGAAGCUGUGCAGAAGAUGCUGGAUCAGGCUGAAAAUGAGUUGGAAAAUGGUACCACGUGGCAAAACCCAGAACCACCUACAGAGUUGAGAGUAAUGGAGAAAGAUCGAGCUAAUUGUCCAUUCUACAGUAAAACAGGAGCUUGCAGAUUUGGAGAUAGGUAACUAAUUUUUUAUUUUAUCAUGUCAGAAU
Messenger RNA from Carlito syrichta (Philippine tarsier), 637 nucleotides. RefSeq names its product zinc finger CCCH-type, RNA binding motif and serine/arginine rich 2 (gene ZRSR2). Bases 40 to 609 code for a protein of 189 amino acids. Lineage: Eukaryota; Metazoa; Chordata; Mammalia; Primates; Tarsiidae. The record is from RefSeq and is a predicted model, not a curated record. Gene Ontology annotation, molecular function: metal ion binding. The transcript is spliced from 7 exons.